AUGAACAUUAACGAUAUUACUUCCAUGCUUUCCAAUGGACCGGUUAGGUCUAAGAAUCAGAAACUAGAAGGCCAAACCUAUGAAAUAACAGAGAUAACUCAUCAGGAAGAUGACACGCCACCUGAUAAAUGGUGGGAAAAGGUCUGCAGAUUUCUUGAAGUCAAGCAGCAUCAUGAAGGUUCGACUACUAGAGCAGAAGGUAUCAUUGAAUCCUAUCUGUUUAAUGAUGAUCUGGCGCCAGUGGAGGAGAAGAGAAGAGUUUGGUCGUGGAAAGAAUUUGUUCUUUUCCGUAUUUCGGGUGGUUUCAACGUCAACACAUGGCAAAUCUCAGCAACCGGUCUUCAGCUUGGUUUAAACUGGUGGCAGACAUGGUUAUGUGUUUGGUUCGGAUACGUUUUUGUGGCUUGUUUUUUGGUUCUCGCCUCUAGAGUUGGUAGUAGUUAUCAUAUCUCAUUUCCUAUCUCGUCAAGAAUGUCGUUUGGAGUGUACUUUUCUUCAUGGAUUAUUUUGAAUCGAGUUGUGAUGGCAUGCGUGUGGUAUUCAACAAUUGCUUGGAUCGGCGGGGACUGUGUUCAAUUAAUGUUAGAAUCGAUUUUUGGUACAAAUCUGAGUACCAGAAUUAGGGACACAAUUAAUACCUCCAAUCUGACAACCUAUGAGUUCAUGUGCUUCAUGCUUUUCUGGGGUGCUAGUUUACCAGUUUUAUCAAUGCCACCACACACCCUUCGUUACCUAUUUCGUGUAAAAUCGUCAAUUACACCUGUGGCAGCGUUCGCUUUUAUGAUAUGGACUUUGAAAAAAUCAAAUGGGCAGUUGGCUCUUGGAUCCUUGAAUAGAAGGACACUCGAGGGCUCUGAGUUGGCUUGGGCAGUCAUCAGAGCUAUUAUGAGUGCGUUAGACAAUUUUGCUACCUUAAUUUUAAAUGUUCCUGACCUUUCGCGUUUCGCCAAAACGGCAAAGUCUGCUACCUAUUCUCAAUUUUUUGUCUUACCUCUAUGCUAUUCAGUUAUCUCGUUAUUGGGUAUUUUGGCGACCUCAGCUGCUUAUACAAUGUACGGAGUCAAUUAUUGGUCAAUUUUAGAUAUUAUGCAGAGGUUUUUGGAGCAUUUCACUGCUGGUAAUCGUGCGGGAGUAUUUUUAAUUUCCUUUGCAUUCGCAAUUGGGCAAUUAGGGACGAAUGUUUCCUCAAAUUCCAUAUCUGCAGGUACAGAUAUGACAGCUUUGUUGCCAAAAUUUAUCAACAUUAGACGUGGGUCUUAUAUAUGUGCUAUUAUCUCUUUGGUCAUAUGCCCCUGGAACCUGAUGGCGUCAUCAUCAAAAUUCACCUCUGCACUCUCUGCCUAUGCGGUAUUCUUGUCUUCAAUUGCAGGUGUCGUUGCAGCAGAUUAUUUUGUUGUUAGGAAAGGUCUCGUUGAUCUCCAGCACUGCUAUUCCAAUCACCCUAAUUCUUUCUAUAUGUAUGGAAACCGUUAUGGUACUAAUUGGAGAGCUGUAGUUGCUUAUCUGUUAGGUAUGGUUCCAAAUUUCCCAGGGUUCAUUGGUUCUGUGGGUGGAGGAUAUGUUCCCGUUGGGGCUAUGAAUCUUUUCCGUUUAAAUUAUUUCGUUGGCUGGCUUGUAUCAUUUAUCAUUUAUUCGAUUCUCUGCUACUAUUGGCCUGUUCCUGGUAUGCCUGAGGGUGUAUCCUACUUUGAUUUUUCACAUUUCUAUGAACACUGGGUUGAAGUUGAUGAUUUUGCGGCCGAAAGAAGAUUUUAUUUGUCAAAAUUGGAGGCAGAAAGUAGUGACUGCAGCGGUGGUUCUGCUAGUGAAACGUCUGUUGCUCCUGUUGAACUCCAUAGUGUUGAAAAGGUCUAA
This is a messenger RNA of Zygotorulaspora mrakii, 1854 nucleotides long. RefSeq names its product nucleobase cation symporter-1 family protein. Bases 1 to 1854 code for a protein of 617 amino acids. Lineage: Eukaryota; Fungi; Ascomycota; Saccharomycetes; Saccharomycetales; Saccharomycetaceae. The record is from RefSeq and is a predicted model, not a curated record. The transcript has a single exon. Gene Ontology annotation, cellular component: plasma membrane. Gene Ontology annotation, biological process: nucleobase transport; transmembrane transport. Gene Ontology annotation, molecular function: nucleobase transmembrane transporter activity.